Drosophila persimilis is the source of this 989-nucleotide messenger RNA. RefSeq names its product checkpoint protein HUS1 (gene Hus1-like). The record is from RefSeq and is a predicted model, not a curated record. Gene Ontology annotation, cellular component: nucleolus; site of double-strand break; checkpoint clamp complex. Lineage: Eukaryota; Metazoa; Arthropoda; Insecta; Diptera; Drosophilidae. The coding region runs from base 53 to 892 and encodes 279 amino acids. Gene Ontology annotation, biological process: nucleotide-excision repair; meiotic DNA integrity checkpoint signaling; double-strand break repair via homologous recombination. The transcript has 2 exons.
GUCGGGGAAUCUGUGAAAAUUGUGCAAAUAAUAAUUAAAAACUAGCUCAAAGAUGAAGUUCCGCGCCCUGAUGCAGGAUCCGCUGUAUAUGCGAGAACUCCAGAAUAUAAUCGCAACCCUGGCAAAAUUAGCCAAGGAUUGUAUCAUGAUACUGGGAGCACAGCAAAUGCACUUCAUUGUGAACGAGGACCAGAGCUCCACGUCAUCACCGCUGGUGUGGGUGAGCAUUGCGGCCAGGGACUACUUUCCCGAGUACAAGAUGGAGGCCGCCCGCGCGGAUCAGGAAUAUAUUGUGCUGACCAUGUCCUCGGCGAAUCUGGGCCGAGCUCUGUCCGUCCUUCGUGGCGGAGGCGUCAACAGCUGCAAGCUGAAGCUGCAGAGGAUUCAGUUUCCCUGCAUAUCGGUGAUCGCCUCGGUGCUGUCCACCUCCUCGACGGAGGCUCGCGAGGUAGUCCACGACGUGCCCGUCACCAUAAUCCCCGCCAGCGACUGGCCCACCUAUGUGGUGCCCCGCGUGCCGGCCUCCCAGCUGGCCCUGAGCCUGCCUUCGCUCCGCCUGCUGCGGAGCCUGAUCGACAAGCUAAAGAAUGUGUCGCCCAGCCUAGAGUUCCAGGCCAGCUAUGACGGGGAGCUGAAUGUGGUGGCCACCUCCGAGAUGUCCACGGUCACCAGUCGCUUCAGGCGCCUCCUUCCGCGCUUCCUGUCGGCGGAUGAGGAGCGGGAGGCCUCCUGCUCGGUGGAUUCGCGCAAAGCCUCCGCCUUCUUUGGGGCCCUGCAGUUGGCCAACGAGGAGCUGACCAUCGGCAUCGAUCGGGAGCACUCGAUUCACCUGCAGAUCGAUGUGCGUGAGGAUGUGGUGCUGCACUCCAUUCUGCCCGCUGUUUGUGCAUAGAAUUGCAUUGCCAGUGAGCCACAAAGGCCAUAAUAAUUUAGUUUAGUUAGUCGAUAGUUGCCGAAUAAAUAUACUCCCCUUUUUGUGUUAUCGAUAA